Molecule: messenger RNA, 339 nt
Organism: Enterobius vermicularis (human pinworm)
Lineage: Eukaryota; Metazoa; Nematoda; Chromadorea; Rhabditida; Oxyuridae
Source: the annotation of a GenBank genome assembly
AUGAGAGACGAAAUUAAGGCUGUUUCAGUGGCAUGUGAUCACUGUCGAUUCAAAUGUAUUGCAAUGGGCUUGGCUCUUGUAGCUGGUGGGGCUGCCAUCGGCUACUGCGUUGGUACCUGCGUAGCUCGUAAACGUGACCGCAUUAAUCACUGCAUCAAACUGUCGUCUGAUAAAGUAGUCGAUGUGGCUGAAAUGGAAGACAUCGGAGACAAGAAAGUGUAUUGCCGAUGCUGGAAAAGUGAGAAGUUUCCUUACUGUGAUGGUACGCAUAAUGCUCAUAAUGCGCAGUCUGGCGACAAUGUAGGACCAUUAGUGGUUCAGAAAAAAGAAGCUGCUUAA